This is a messenger RNA of Musca vetustissima, 2991 nucleotides long. RefSeq names its product lysine-specific demethylase 3B (gene Kdm3). Gene Ontology annotation, biological process: regulation of transcription by RNA polymerase II. The record is from RefSeq and is a predicted model, not a curated record. Bases 1 to 2991 code for a protein of 996 amino acids. Gene Ontology annotation, cellular component: histone deacetylase complex; chromatin. NCBI's taxonomy places the organism in Eukaryota, Metazoa, Arthropoda, Insecta, Diptera, Muscidae. The transcript has a single exon. Gene Ontology annotation, molecular function: transcription coregulator activity; chromatin DNA binding; histone H3K9 demethylase activity.
AUGUCAUCAGAAACUCCCCUUGUGCCAGUUGCACUACCGGCUGGAACACCCCAGAUGGACUGUGAAAUGCAGCCUGAAAGUACUAUUGUCUGGCAGGAAGCCAAUAAAGGCAAAACAUUAAAUGAAUUGAAACAUUUCCGCAUACAGCGAAAAAAGGAAACCGAAGAAAAAGCAUCAGAAGUGGGACGUUUGAAUGAACCUUCUAUAAAAAAUUGUAAAUUUGAAGAGAACAUUUUCGAACCUAAAUCCAUUAUAGAAAUUCAUAUUGAUAACUUGGAGGUGACGAAGAAAAGUACUGUCUCAGAGCAUGAUGUUUUGAACAAGGAAAUCGAUGCUUCGACACUGGAAAAUUUAGAAGGUGGGAAACAACGAGAAGUUGAAUCGAAAGUUGAUGAGCAAAAAUUAAAACUGGAAGAAAUAGAAAAAGAUGGUCAACAUAAUCGGAAUGGAAUAGAUAUUUCUAUUUUAAAGCAAUCCAUAGAUGCGGAUUUCAAGGAUCCAAAAAAGAGGGGAAAACAUAAUAUCGCCUUUAACAAUGAUGAGACCAGUAAUAAUUCUACGAACAAUGACGACGUCUCUGAACAGUUGGAUAAACUAACACCAGAAGAAGAACUUAAAGAUGAGUUAUAUCGUAAAACAUGCAAGCCAUUCUUGCAACAUCUACCAUGCUUCAAGCUUCAAACGAAAAGCAUUUCUGCCGCCACUAUGUCGGAGGGGGAAGUUUCAAACAAUAGUGGAGAUUCCGGCGCGAAAAUCUACAAAUGCAGAGAAUGUCGACGCAGAACUCCACAGCAAGGAUCUAAUGAUGUUUAUUGUCGAUUUUAUGAAUUUAGGUGUCUUCGUUACACUGAAGAAGGGCAACUUUUGGUGGCAGGAUUUCCAAAUCCCUACACUGAUCCUACACAAGAAGAAAUUAAUAUAUGGAAGCCAGAUGAAAAUACGGAACCAACCGCUGGCAAUAUGGAUAUUCAAGUGUGUCGCUACAUUUUGCUGCAUGUCGGUGAUCAGUUUUGUUAUCUUUGGCGUCAAGAAGCUGAAGCACUAAAGUUGCACGAAAAUACGAAUAAAACAAUUGCGUGGAAGAAAGUUGUCCAAGGUAUUCGAGAAAUAUGUGAUGUAUGCGAUACCACCCUAUUUAAUUUCCAUUGGACAUGUGACAAGUGUGGUUUCGGGGUCUGCAUAGAUUGCUUCAAAGAUCGAAAGGAAAACAGGACAGUAAGAAAAAUCCGGCCUGGUGAUAAACCACAGAAAGGCAGAGAUGAAUACCAUUGGAUGUUAUGUUCUGGUGGGGUCACCCAUAAUAUGGAAGAGUUGAUGUUGACACAAAUAAUAGCCGGAGACGCUUUGAACGUCUUAGGCAGACUUCUGCAUGAUGUAAGGACUCUUUGGCAAAUUCCUCAGCUAUGUGGUUGUCUAAUGAGUAAACAGCGACUGCCAAAUGGGGAACUAAAGGCUAUUAUACAAGAUAUGAUAAAAGAGUCACAGUUGAAACAGCAAACUAGUGAUUCUUCGCUUGCUACCGAAGAAACACUGAGAAAGCAAGCGCGCUUAGAACAAAUACACUCGAAAGCACUAGAGUUUGCCCGGUCCAACGGCAUCGAUUAUGUUCCCGGCCGUACUUAUAACAAGCAAACCCUUGGUAAAGAUCCAAUAACUAGCGCUUUUGACAAUUUCAAACACAUUAAUUUUUUACGUAGUGGUUUGGCCGGUUUACGCAGAUUUCUACCACCUCGAGCUAUGAUUUUAACUAAUUCCAGUUUAAUAGCUCCCGGUGUACCGCACGAGUGGCUUUGUGAUGGAAAACUAUUACGUCUUACUAAUGCCAACCAUCCCGACAACCGAAUACUUUUUCAAGAAGUAUGGAAAUGUGGACAACCAGUUAUGAUAUCGGAAGUGGCUAAAUCUUUAAAUCUCGACUUAUGGCGACCAGAAGCUUUCUUAAAGGAUUUUGGUGACAAACCUAAUGAUUUGAUCAACUGUUUGAAUGGAAAUCUGGUACCAAAUCAACCCAUGCGACAUUUUUGGGAAGGCUUUCAGUGUAUGAAAAAGCGUUUAUUAGAUGCUAAUGGAAAACCAAUGCUUCUUAAAUUGAAAGAUUGGCCCCCAGGUGAUGACUUUGCUGAAAUACUACCGACGCGUUACAAGGACCUUAUGAAAGGUUUGCCCAUGCCAGAAUAUACAUUACGCACAGGACACCUCAAUAUUGCAAGUUGUUUGCCCAAAAUGUUUGUUCCUCCCGAUUUGGGACCAAAGAUGUACAAUGCGUAUGGCUCCGCUUUCCAUCCGGAUAAAGGAACGACAAAUUUACACUUGGAUAUAUCAGAUGCUGUUAAUAUAAUGGUAUACGUUGGCAUACCAGAGGACUCCGAUUCUAAAUCGCAAAUAUCAGCAUCACACAAAGCCAUAGCUAUGGGAGGCUGCGAGUUCUUAACCCGGGCUAGGGUUCAAAAUGUCAAUGUGGUGGCCGGUGCUUUGUGGCACAUAUUUCCGGCCAGAGAUGCUGACAAGAUUAGAGAUCUGCUGAACAGAGUUACAUUGGAGAAAGGUUAUCGCCUGGAACCAGAUCAUGAUCCAAUUCACGACCAAAAUUGGUAUUUGGACGACAAGCUAAGGGCUAGAUUAUUUAAAGAAUAUGGUGUUGAAGGAUACCCAAUAGUGCAGUGUUUGGGAGACGCUGUAUUUAUUCCCGCCGGAGCCCCACAUCAAGUUCAAAAUCUUCAUAACUGUAUAAAAGUAGCAGAAGACUUUGUAUCUCCCGAAAACAUAACACAUUGUUAUCAUUUAACCCAUGAAUUUCGACGGCUCUCACACUCUCAUACAAAUCAUGAAGAUAAACUUCAAAUUAAGAAUAUUAUAUACCACGCAAUUAAAGAUUGUUGUACAAUUCUAACAAGGGCAUUGGAACACCGCCUUGACGAAGAAAUAUCACAUGCAGAAGAAAUGAAGAAAACAAUUCAGAAAAUGUCCGACAGCUCCGUCGAAUAUAUAUGA